GCCCACUCGCCACACCUCCCCCGGCCUGUCCAGCUUCUCUUCUUCCUCUCGACCCCUUCUUCUCCCCUUCUCAUCCCCUUUCACUUCUUCAGCUUCCUCUUCCUAUCAAGUUGCCUUUCACUUCUUCGGUUUGCUCUUCUUCGCCAAGUUAUCAUCCAUCGAGUUAGGCAGUUUAGAUCUUGGAGAAAAGGAGUAGCUAGCUAGGUUCCUUUUCCUUCUCCCGAGCCGGGAGAGAGAAAACAGAGCGGAGAAGAGACACACAGGAACCGGAGGUUGACCGGGCUAAAGUAGGUUGGAGCUCCUGGCUGGGCCUUUUCUCUUGGCGACGACAUGGCGAAGCUCCACUUCUUCCUCCUCUUGCUGCUGGCCGCCGCCGAAGCUAUUCACGGCGAAGAUGGGGCGUACAUAGGCGUCAACAUCGGCACGGCCAUGUCAUCGGUGCCGGCUGCCACGCAGAUCACCACGCUGCUCCGCUCGCAGAACAUCCGGCACAUCCGCCUCUACGACGCCGACCCGGGGAUGCUGUCGGCGCUCGCCAACACCGGCAUCCGCGUCAUCAUCUCCGUCCCCAACGAGCAGCUCCUCGCCAUCGGCAACUCCAACGCCACGGCGGCCAAGUGGGUGGCGCGCAACGUGGCGGCCCACUACCCGUCCGUGAACAUCACGGCCAUCGCGGUCGGCUCCGAGGUGCUCUCCACGCUCCCCAACGCCGCGCCGCUCAUCAUGCCUGCCAUGCGCUACCUCCAGAACGCGCUCGUGGCCGCGGCGCUCGACAAGUACAUCAAGAUCUCCACGCCGCACUCGUCCUCCAUCAUCCUCGACUCCUUCCCGCCGUCGCAGGCCUUCUUCAACCGCUCGCUGGACCCGGUGCUCGUGCCGAUGCUCAAGUUCCUGCAGUCCACCGGCGCCCCGCUCAUGCUCAACGUCUACCCGUACUACGACUACAUGCGCUCCAACGGCGUCAUCCCGCUGGACUACGCGCUGUUCCGGCCGCUGCCGCCCAACAAGGAGGCCGUGGACGCUAACACGCUGCUGCACUACACCAACGUCUUCGACGCCGUCGUGGACGCCGCCUACUUCGCCAUGGCGUACCUCAACGUCACCAACGUGCCGGUCAUGGUGACGGAGACCGGGUGGCCGCACAAGGGCGACGCGUCCGCCGAGCCGGACGCCAACAACGACAACGCCGACACGUACAACAGCAACCUCAUCCGGCACGUCAUGAACGUCACCGGCACGCCAAAGCACCCCGGGGUGGCCGUGCCGACGUUCAUCUACGAGCUGUACGACGAGGACACUCGCCCCGGCACCGCGUCCGAGAAGUACUGGGGCCUGUUCGACAUGAACGGCAUCCCGGCGUACGCGCUGCACCUGACUGGCUCCGGCGUGCUGCUGGCCAACGAUACGACGAACCAGACCUACUGCGUGGCGCGGGAGGGCGCGGACGAGAAGAUGUUGCAGGCCGCGCUCGACUGGGCGUGCGGCCCGGGGAAGGUGGACUGCUCCGUGCUGACGCAGGGGAAGCCGUGCUAUGACCCGGACACCGUGGAGGAUCACGCCACGUACGCGUUCAAUGCCUACUACCAUGGGAUGGGGAUGGGCUCCGGGACGUGCUACUUCUCCGGCGUCGCCGUGAUCACCACGACCGAUCCGAGCCAUGGAUCUUGUGUCUAUGGUGGGAAGAACGGCAGCGCGUUGCUGAACGGAACCUCGCUGGCGCCGUCGUCGAACUCCACCGCGGACUCCGGAUCCCGGCGGGCAGUCGGCGAUGUCACGUCGUUCGUCCGGAUCGUCGUCACCGCGCUGCUCUUGAGCGUCGUCGCUCUGUUGUAGGAUGUGAGUAGUAGGAAGUCAGGCAGGCAGCAGAGUAGGGAAGACGUGCUAUUAGUGACGUGAGAGAUUCUUUUUUGUUGUCAAGUGGAAUUGGCCUCGGUGCUGCUGGGUGGCAAGUGUCAUUCCAAAUGGAACGGGAUGUGGUUUAUGUUGGCUCUUAAGAUAUGAGCUCGUACUCUGGUAUUGGUUGGGAAUUUGGGAUUGUAUUGGACGUUGGAUCAUUGGAUGCCA
Messenger RNA from Triticum dicoccoides, 2064 nucleotides. Its product is annotated as glucan endo-1,3-beta-glucosidase 3-like. The transcript has 3 exons. The coding region runs from base 331 to 1833 and encodes 500 amino acids. The record is from RefSeq and is a predicted model, not a curated record. Gene Ontology annotation, molecular function: hydrolase activity, hydrolyzing O-glycosyl compounds. Gene Ontology annotation, biological process: carbohydrate metabolic process. NCBI's taxonomy places the organism in Eukaryota, Viridiplantae, Streptophyta, Magnoliopsida, Poales, Poaceae.